UGCGUCGCGCCCCACGGCCACGGCAUGCAGCGUUUAGUCUGCAGGCACAGAAACUUUGAUCAACAAGUGGAUCUCCAUACGAGACUAUUACAAUUACAACUUGUCAUGGAGGCAGGGAUGUCUUCUUGCUGUUUAUUGCAUUGUGCUGUGUUUUUUAUGUUCUAGGUAAAUGUACUAGUAGUUCUAUUCUUUGUUUAAUUAGAGACUCACUUUUUUCAAAGUUUCAAAUAGAGUCUGUGUUUGCAGACUAACGUUAGGCCUCGUUAUUAAAAGUUGAUCGCUAUAUAUACGGUACUAUACCCACUCAUUGAUUUUUAUGCUGGGCGCGGCAUUAACGAAGGAAAUGUCUCUGUCAACAUUAAAUUCUACGACUAACGUUACGCUACUGAGCACAAUAUUCCUGAAUCGUAUCAGACGCAGACGCCGUCAUGAAGCCCAAGAACGACGUAGGAGAUAUUUUGAACACUUCCGAAGACGCCAGCGUGAAACUACGAGCUUGAUGGUUCUCCUCUUGUCGAUGUUCGACACAGACGACACGGAACGCAUCCCGCGGUCGGUUAGUUCGUUGCCCUAUUCCAUGCAUUGGUGGAAUAACAUAGUCUUAGCAUCAUGGGACGAUCAAACAUGGCUCGAGAAUUUCAGGAUGACUAAAGAAACAUUCAUGUACCUUGUAGAAGAACUCAAACCCCACAUUUCAAGGAAAGAUACAAAUUGGCGUAGGGCCAUACCCGCAGACCAGCGUCUUGCUAUUGCCCUUUGGAAGCUAUCAACAAACAUAGGGUAUAAGACAGUAGCUGAAUUGUUUGGAGUUGGAACAUCAACUGUUCAUCUCAUAGUGGUGACUGUUGUAUCAGCCAUUAACAAUGUUUUGAAAAAAUACAUUUCCAUUCCUACAGGCAAGAGAUUGCAGGAGUGUAUGGAGUGCUUUGAACACAAGGGAUUCCCUCAAGCUGUGGCAGCCGUUGAUUGCUGUCAUAUGCCCAUAUUAGCUCCACCCAGCAAACGAGAGUACAUCAACCGAAAAGGGUUUACAUCCAUUAUACUUCAAGCGGUUGUUGAUGGCUUUGGACAGUUCAUUGAUUUAGACAUAGGAUGCCCUGGUAGCAUGGAUGAAGCAGAAGUGUUUAGAACAUCAAAUAUUUCUACAAAGGUGAAAAAUAAUACCAUCUUCAGCGUACAACCCAAGGUCAUCGAAACCACUUCCAUUCCUGCCUUGAUGCUUGGGGAUGAACCAUAUCCUCUCAUGCCAAACCUCAUGAAACCAUACAAUACAGAAUUAACACUAACACCUGCACAGAGAGUGUUCAAUCAGAGACUAAGCUGUUGUCAUGGUAUAGUUCAACAGGCCUUCAAGCGUCUUAAAGGGAGAUGGUGUAUCCUUGAUAAUAUGAUGGACAAGUUUGAAAAGGCCCCCUCUGUAGUCCUAGCAUGCUGCAUUCUUCACAACAUUGUAGAAAGCAAACAUGAGCCAUUCCUGGAUGAGUGGACAAAAGGAGAUGUUUUCUCUGUGCCACAUAGGCCAGUCCAGGAUGAUGCUAUCUGUGGAACAAAUGCUACUUCCAUCCGCAAUGCACUUACUCUACACUUUAUUGAUAAAGGCACCACAGAGUAGCCAUUGUCAACCUGGCAAAUUUACUGUCAUUUCACAAGGAAAAAUGAACAGGUAGGCCGUGUCAAAUAAAGCUGUUUGUAAGUUACGAGCAAUUUCACGAACUGGUGAUUCUUUCUUGUGGUAACAGGUGAUAUAUACACCAUAUUUUCAUGGGUUCGAUUUAGCGCCUAAGAAAGGAUCACCACCAACUCGUUAGUUGUAAAGUCAUUCGUAACUUACCACAAGCUCUACGAAACACCUACCUAUUCAUAUAAAAGGCAAGGAAAUGAAAUGCAUGUUAUAAAGUGUGCAUCAACAUAAACUAUUGAAUGUGUUCUUUUCCAGUUUUCACAUAUUUCGUUUUUAUUAUUGCAUAGAGGUAAUAGACCAUUUAGGUAGUCCAUGCUAUCAUUGUUCAAACUGGUCUAGACUACAGGUGCACAUGUGUACACAUGCGUAAAGUACUGAUACAUUUUUUUACAUUGAACUGAAGAAGCAUAAUCUGCAUUGAAAUUUCACUCAUGCAGAUGGUGUGUAUUAAUGACUCCUGCCCAGAAUGUUAUACUAUCGUUUUUUGCUAGUUUACAUGCCCAUCCAUGGUUCUUGAAAGCUUGGAGGGGGAGUCAAAUAUAUUGCUGUAAACAUGUGUUACCAAAUUAUUUCCAAACGCCUCCUAAAGAUUUUUUUCUCUGUGUGCAAAAUAGCCCCCUAAACAAGUUUUUCGCAGGCUUCAUUUACACAUUUAGGCCCCUAAACAAAGAAUGG
Molecule: messenger RNA, 2356 nt
Organism: Lytechinus variegatus (green sea urchin)
Lineage: Eukaryota; Metazoa; Echinodermata; Echinoidea; Temnopleuroida; Toxopneustidae
Product: protein ALP1-like
Exons: 3
Coding region: 317-1612 (431 amino acids)
Source: RefSeq, a predicted model, not a curated record